AUGUGUAUUCUCUAUCAUAGACAAAAUGGAGGUGAAUAUGCAUUAUGUAUUUUCAAGGAUAAGAAAAUGACUGAUCUAUGUCCUUUGACUAUUGAAAAAACAGAAAUAUCCAUUGUUUUGAAUCCAAGUCAGAAUAAUAAUAAUAGCAAACAGAGAUCUGUUCUUCAAAUUUUGAGUGAAAAUUUACAAGGAAUGAAUGUGGAAUAUUACUUGCAAUUUGAGAGUGAGUUGCAAUUAUUGUCAGUUUAUACAGCACUCGAUAAAUCACUAAUGUAUAAUGGAGUGGAUAUUAAGGAAUCGAUACCAAGUUUUAACUCACUCCUCAUUACAUACUCUUCGAGACAAAUGAAGGAUGAGGUGACAUCUCCAAGGGCUCCUGUUAAAUUCAAGUGGUGUGAAAAGUAUGUGGAACAGUAUGCUUCUGGAUCGACAAGUGUUGUGACAGAGAGUUUGAGAACAAAGUCAACUGAAAAGAAACAAGUCAAAUCAUUUAGAAAAACAGAAGACAAUAACGAUUCAUCUGAUUCGAGUUCUGGAAGAGGAGCCAGACUUUCACAAACAGAUAAUUCCUAUUCUCCAGUUGAUGAUACUAGACGCAGAUAUUUGGAAGAUAAUGAUGACUCACUUGGCAGUCGUCACUAUAUUCCAUCUGGAGAUGAUAAUACAGACAGCGAUGGUGGUAGAAGAAGACACAGAGAGGCAAUCAUUGCAAAAUCCUCUCCUAUUCAAUCUUCUCCACUCUUGGAAAGAAAAUUUUCUGAAGAAGACAGAUACAGACCUACUUCCAAUGACUCUGAUGGAGACAGCUCUCCAACGCCAAAAAUUCCACCACCUCAAGAGCAACAACCUACUUCCACCAACUCUUCAUCAACAAUCCAAGAUUCGUCAAAUAAUUCAACUACCACAACACCAGGAAAGAAGGUUAUCAAGAGAGUCAUUAAAAGAGUUCCUGCAAAGAAUGCCACAGAAUAA
Molecule: messenger RNA, 972 nt
Organism: Naegleria gruberi
Lineage: Eukaryota; Heterolobosea; Eutetramitea; Acrasida; Naegleriidae
Exons: 1
Coding region: 1-972 (323 amino acids)
Source: RefSeq, a predicted model, not a curated record